Messenger RNA from Meriones unguiculatus (Mongolian gerbil), 1132 nucleotides. It is a transcript of the gene Cdkn2c, whose product is annotated as cyclin dependent kinase inhibitor 2C. Gene Ontology annotation, molecular function: protein kinase binding; cyclin-dependent protein serine/threonine kinase inhibitor activity. The transcript is spliced from 2 exons. The record is from RefSeq and is a predicted model, not a curated record. Gene Ontology annotation, biological process: regulation of cyclin-dependent protein serine/threonine kinase activity; negative regulation of cell population proliferation. Bases 256 to 762 code for a protein of 168 amino acids. NCBI's taxonomy places the organism in Eukaryota, Metazoa, Chordata, Mammalia, Rodentia, Muridae. Gene Ontology annotation, cellular component: nucleus.
GGGGUUAAGCUAAAGCGCUCGGGAAGGAGCCCCUCGCCAAUGGGCUCGGUUUGGCUGAAUAAUCACGUGUGAAUCGAGGGGCGGGCUUUUGGCAGGCCGACCUUACUAGUAUUUACUACCGAGCUCUACUCCAGAUUAACCAUCCCAGUCCUUCUGUCAGCCUCCGACGCCGUCAUGCAGCCUGGUUAGGAGCAGAGGAAAGGGGGAAAGGAGAAGCAACUAAUCGUCUUUUCCCGAUCGUCAGGACCCUAAAGAAUGGCCGAGCCUUGGGGGAACGAGUUGGCGUCCGCAGCUGCCAGGGGGGACCUAGAGCAACUUACUAGUUUGUUGCAAAAUAAUGUAAACGUCAACGCUCAAAAUGGAUUUGGGAGGACUGCGCUGCAGGUUAUGAAACUUGGAAAUCCGGAGAUUGCCAGGAGACUUCUCCUCAGAGGUGCUAAUCCCAACUUGAAAGACCAAACUGGCUUUGCCGUCAUUCAUGAUGCAGCCAGAGCAGGCUUCCUGGACACUGUACAGGCUUUGCUGGAGUUCCAAGCUGAUGUCAACAUCGAAGAUAAUGAGGGGAACCUACCCUUGCACCUGGCUGCCAAGGAAGGCCACCUCCCUGUGGUGGAGUUCCUUCUGAAGCACACAGCCUGCCACGUGGGCCAUCGGAACCACCAGGGGGACACCGCCUGCGACCUGGCCAGGUUUUAUGGAAGAAGUGAGGUCGUUAGCCUGAUGGAGGCAAAUGGGGUUGGGGGAGCCGCAGAUCUGCAGUGAGGGAGGGCUUUCCCACAUUGCCUGCACUUGUCGGUUAGUUGGUUGGCUGUCUAUUUUACUGUCACUUAUUAAAAUAGAGGGGUUUGUUUUGUUUUCAUGUUUUAAGCAGGUAGUUAAAUCCUUUGAAUUUGCCUAAGUGAAAAUCUUACUGCAAGUUUAUGAACUAUUUAAACUUUUUUUUUUCACUGUCAAAAUUCUGAUUUCUAACAUGUAAUUGCCUUCUGGAUGUUUUAUCUUUUUUUAUUUCAUUAUUAUUAUUAUUUGCUUACCCUCUGCCAGUCUCAAUGUCUGACUUAGAAACUUUGUUUUAAAGAUUGUUUGUCCUGAUGCAUCUUUUGCCUAAUUAAAACAAAUUUUUUUCAGAAGAGGA